Messenger RNA from Condylura cristata (star-nosed mole), 1909 nucleotides. RefSeq names its product ankyrin repeat domain 55 (gene ANKRD55). Gene Ontology annotation, molecular function: protein binding. The record is from RefSeq and is a predicted model, not a curated record. Lineage: Eukaryota; Metazoa; Chordata; Mammalia; Eulipotyphla; Talpidae. The transcript has 11 exons. The coding region runs from base 1 to 1842 and encodes 613 amino acids.
AUGAUGAGACAGGCAACCAUGGAUUUCAGCACUCCAUCUGUGUUUGAUCAGCAAAAAGGUGAUUCAUCUGAGGAAGUUGAUCUGACCAUGGUGUAUCAGGCAGCAUCUAAUGGAGAUGUCAAUGCUCUCACUUCAGUGAUUCGGGAAGACCCUUCCAUCCUAGAAUGCUGUGACAGUGAAGGAUGUACACCCUUGAUGCAUGCAGUUUCUGGACGUCAGGUAGACACAGUGAAGCUGCUGUUGAAGAUGGGGGCCAAUAUUAACAUGCAAGACACUUACGGCCGCACAAGUCUAUGCCUGGCAACCUAUCUGGGUUGGCUGGAAGGCUGUGUUAGCCUCCUCAGAAAUGGUGCCAAGCACAAUAUCCCAGACAAAAAUGGCCGCCUGCCACUGCAUGCUGCCACUGCUGAGCCCGAUGUGAGGCUCCUAACAGUCCUAGUGCAGCAGUCAAAUCUCAGCGAGAUUAAUCACCAGGACAAUGAGGGAAUGACACCACUCCACUGGGCAGCUUUCCACAACCAGCCUCAACAUACACAAAUGCUGCUGAAGAAGGGGGCAGAUCCCACUCUUGUGGAUAAAGACUUUAAAACAGCUCUCCACUGGGCGGUCCAGAGUGGAAAUCGAAUUCUGUGUUCCAUCAUUCUGAGCCAUCACCAAGGUCCGUCCAUAAUCAACUAUGAUGAUGAGAGUGGAAAGACUUGCAUGCACAUCGCAGCAGCAGCAGGCUUCAGUGACAUCAUAAGUGAACUGGCAAGAGUCCCUGAGUGCAACCUGCAGGCUCUGGAUGUGGAUGACAGGACACCUCUACACUGGGCUGCAGCUGCAGGGAAGGCAGAAUGUGUGCAGUCCCUGCUGGAGCUGGGCAUGGACAGCAACCUACGUGACAUCAAUGAGAGCACGCCCCUGGCCUAUGCCCUGUACUGUGGCCACACAGCCUGUGUCAAACUCCUCUCCCAAGAGAGCAGAACAGAACCUGCCCGACUCAUUCCUUCACAGAACAAUAGACCACAGAGGAAGGAGGGACGAUUCAGCAUGUUCAAUCAAAUCUUCUGCAAAAACAAAAAAGAAGAGCAGAGAGCCUAUCAGAAGGAUCACAACAGGGACCUACAGAGAGGGGAGCACACCUCGGAAGUCGAUGACAUCAUCACUUCCUUUGACAGCAUUGUGGACACCAACUGCCAAGAACAGGCUGUUGAUCAAGUAGCUAUGGUUGACUUUAAGAAGAGGACCUCAGAGAAUUCAAAAUAUCUCUUGCCAGAAAGAAAGCCUCUGGCACGUAAGGGGCUUCCACCAAUCAGAACGCAGAGCCUCCCACCCAUCACCCUGGGCAGUAGCUUCCUGACAGCCUCCCAUGGGACCACUUCCUAUGCUGGCCUGGGCUCUACUAUGCAUCACACAGCCCAGCGAUCCCAGAAAAGCCAAAGUGAGCAAGAUUUAUUAAGUAACAGAACUGUCUGCCAAGCAUUGCUAGAAAACCCUUGGAGAGGUGAUUCUAACCAGGUGUUCUACAAAGCUUGGACUGUAUCUUCUUCUGAUAAACUAUUAGACAGAUUGCUUACCAGCAAAUCUAGUCACCAGGAGGUUUCGGGGUUGCCACCUCUUCCUCUUCUACAGAAUCCUUCAGCAGGACAAAAUUUUCAGCAUCUCUCCCCAAACAGACUCAAAAUCAGGGAUCUUCCAUUUGCCCGGAACAACUUAGCUCCUCUACCAGACCAAAAGUUUCUAUCUGGAGAGCCUCUCCGGACAAACAGAGUACUUCCUGCUAUUCCAAGCCAGCGGGGGCAUAGCACACCAGCUGAAGAGGGUGACAACUCUGCCAGUCCUGCCAAAGAUGAAAAUUAACUGUGGCUCACCAACUGCAGAAAUAUGGUUUAUAUGUAUUUUCACUUGUCAAAGGAUGAAAUUAUUC